ACUGCCGAAGAAGAAGUCCAAGUCACGUGACAAGUCCAGCCGGUUAAACUUCCUGUUUUUAAUUCAUCCUGUAAUUCUCCUGUUUGCUUUAUCUUAUCACUUCACCGUUAACACUGAAAAAAACGUUCAUGUUUUUAUGGUUUUUAUCUACACAGCUCAUAGUUACGGCGUCUGAACGCAGCUUUUCUGUGAUAUUGAUUGAACGUCCAGGUCAGCUGAGGCAAUCUGUCAGCUAAUGCUUCCUGCUAAUGCUCAUUGCUCGUAUUCACACCUGACAGCCGUGACUCAGGAGUCUCUGUAGAUCCUGCUUUAGUCCUUCUCCGGUGAGCUUUUACCUCAGGUCUACCAAUCUGUACUUCGUUUACUAGCCAGCACCAUGGCCAAUCUGCUUUCGAUGCAAUGCCUCGUCUCUCUGAGGAAAUCUGGAAACCUGAUUCAUUUAAGAUCUGCAGCCCUGGGUAUCGAUAAGCGAAACUACAGCAGCAAAAAAGAGGAUUCAAGCGAGUAUCUGCACCAAAGUGUCGUCCCUUCAAUGCAUUACCAGAAGAGUUUACCCAGGCUCCCCGUACCAAAACUAGAGGAUACCAUCAAUAGGUAUUUGGCUGCCCAGAGACCUCUGCUGGAUGAAGAGCAGUUCAAUAUCCUUGUUUGUUGUUUACCUGUAGAACAACGGAGAAACUUGCACAAGAUUUCCAGAAUGGCGUGGGGAAACAACUGCAUGAAGAACUGGUUGUGCAGGAUAAAAACAACAAGCACACUAGCUAUAUCUCAGGGCCGUGGUUUGACAUGUACCUUUCUGCCCGCGACUCGGUGGUACUGAACUUCAACCCCUUCAUGUCAUUCAAUCCUGACCCCAAGACAGAGUACAAUGACCAGCUGGUGCGAGCGACGAAUAUGGUGUCUUCAGCUGUGCGCUUCAUGAAAACACUGCGAGCUGGAUUACUGGAGCCGGAGGUUUUCCAUCUCAACCCAGCAAAGAGCGACACAGACGGCUUCAAAAAGUUAAUCCGCUGGGUCCCAUCUUCACUGUCUUGGUAUGGAGCGUACAUGGUAAAUGCUUACCCUCUGGACAUGUCCCAGUACUUCCGCCUCUUCAACUCCUCUCGGAUUCCCAAGCAGGGGCGAGAUGAGCUCUUUACUGAUGACAAAGGGCGACAUCUCCUCGUUAUGAGGAAUGGAAACAUGUAUGUGUUUGAUAUUGUAGACAGAGAUGGGAAUUUAGUGAGUCCUGCAGAGAUCCAGUCCCACUUGAAGUACAUUUUGUCUGACCAGACGCCGGCGCCUGCCUUCCCUUUGGGGGUCCUUACCAGUGAGAACAGAGACACGUGGGCUGGGCUGAGGGAGAAGCUGACAGCUGCUGGGAAUGCAGAGGAUUUAAGGACAGUUGACAGCGCUCUUUUCUGUCUCUCUCUGGAUGAUGAAAGCAUGAAGGAUCACAUUCACAUCUCACACAACAUGCUUCACGGCGACGGCUGCAACCGGUGGUAUGACAAGUCCUUCAGCAUCAUUUUGACCAAAGAUGGACAGGCAGCUAUCAAUUUUGAGCACUCAUGGGGCGAUGGUGUAGCUGUGCUUCGCUUUCAGAAUGAGAUCUUUAAAGACACCACAGAGAAGCCCCUGGUUCACCCGAGCUCAGCUCCUGCUGCUGUGGAUUCAGCCGCCGCUGUCCGCAGACUGCAGUUCAAGCUGAACAGCGAGCUGGAAAAUGGCAUCCAGAAAGCCAGAGAGAAUUUUGAUUCAGCUGUGUCAAAGCUCACCAUCGAUGCCAUGGAGUUCAAGAAAGGUGGGAAGGAACAGUUAAAGAAGGGCAAGUUGAGUCCGGAUGCGAUAGCCCAACUGGCUUUUCAAAUGGGCUACUUGAGGCAGUAUGGACAGACCGUGGCCACGUAUGAGUCCUGCAGCACUGCAGCCUUCAGGCAUGGUCGUACUGAAACCAUCCGGCCUGCCACCAUUCACACAAAACAGUGUGCACAUGCCUUUGUAUGUCAGCCAGGACAACACAGUGUGGAGCAACUGCGGGGUAUGCUCAGUGAGUGUUCCAAAUAUCACGGGCAGCUCACCAAGGAAGCAGCUAUGGGCCAAGGCUUUGACCGUCACCUGUUUGCCAUGCGAUACCUCGCCAACUCAAAGGGCCAGACUCUGCACAGUCUGUAUUCAGACCCAGCUUACGCCGCCAUCAACCACAACAUCCUCUCCACCAGCACCCUCACCAGUCCAGCUGUGAGUCUGGGCGGCUUUGCCCCGGUGGUGCCUGAUGGCUUUGGUGUCGGCUACGGUGUCCACGACGACUGGAUCGGGUGCAACGUGUCCAGCUACCCGGCUCGUAAUGUCCACGAGUUCCUGCAGUGUGUCCACAAGUCUUUAGAGGACAUUUUUACUGUGGUGGAGGGAAAAGCAAUCAACUGAGAAAUAUGUGCGCAUCACCAAAAAGAAAACACGACAGUAGUUUUAUAGAAACCUGAAGGUUAAUGAGGACAUUCUUAUCCCCACUACUUUGACUUGCUCACCUGGAAAACAUGAAAUACAAAGAAAGUAGGAUAAAAAUAUAUUUAUACACACAAAAAGGAAUGUUUAUAAAAAUAUGGUGCUGAAGAUGUUAUUUCGGGAAGACUUAAAUGCACAACAAUGGAGGUUGGGAUCUACAUGUGUAGUCGGUGUCCAAGGAUUUGAAAGUUUGACUGCUGACAGAUCAUAUCAUUACCUGUAAAAUUCACAUUCAACAUUGAAUAAUAGAGGGAAAAAGGAUAGCUUCCAACAUGAUCAGUGAUCAAUCAACUGCCUGUCAGAAAAUAAUAAAAUCAGUACCUGUGGUAGCUAAAUAUAUAGACCAUGCCCGCUAUGAAAGCUGUGUAUAGUACACAAUCUACGUAGGCUGAUCUAGUUUUAUGGUUUCAGAAAUCAAUGAUCAAGAUUCAGAGUCCUGUAAAUAUUACUAAUGUAGUAGAGCUUGAGAUUUAGUGUCUUUGCAGUUUGGAGGUGAAUGCUGUGCCUUAUUAAAAUGUGAACUUAGAGCGUUUGCUGAUCAUCACUGUAAUAACUGCUCAUGAAACCAUCAUCAUCAUACAGCCUUGUUUGUGUGAAUGUCUUUUGAAAUAAACCCUAAUUUAAUUGCAGGA
Molecule: messenger RNA, 3116 nt
Organism: Notolabrus celidotus (New Zealand spotty)
Lineage: Eukaryota; Metazoa; Chordata; Actinopteri; Labriformes; Labridae
Gene: cpt2
Product: carnitine palmitoyltransferase 2
Exons: 5
Coding region: 787-2406 (539 amino acids)
Biological process (GO): fatty acid beta-oxidation
Cellular component (GO): mitochondrion
Molecular function (GO): carnitine O-palmitoyltransferase activity
Source: RefSeq, a predicted model, not a curated record